UGAAGAGACAGGCUCAAGAGACAGACAGACAGGUAACAAGGACAGGUGGGAACAGGUAGACAGACAGAGGACUGACAGCUUCAGCCAUGACGAGCAGAAAAAUGUCAUUGCUUGAGCUUUGGAGGAGAAACAAGGAGAGAAGAUUUCUUCUGAAGAGAGCCAAUCAGCUGAGAUGCCUUCCUCCACAGCUGAGGCGGCUACUCGCUGACAGGGGGGUUCGAGAGUCCCUGCAUGAUGCCAGGAUGGCCCCUCUGCUGCCCCCUGUUGGUUCAGAGGUCUUCAGGCGUUUCACCCCGGCCUCACUGGAGGAAAUCCAACGCCGUCAUGAAGUGGAGGAGAAGGAGCGACAGAAGAAGAAGGAGAGGAACAUAGAGAUUGCAGAGGAAGAUCUUCCCAAACCAGCAAGUGACUUGGAGGCUGGGAAGCCCCUCCCAUUCAUCUAUGGAGACCCGCCCCCUGAGCUUCUUAACAAGCCAUUGGAGGAGCUGGACCCCUUCUACCAAUCACAGAAGACGUUCAUCGUGAUCGGUAAAGGGAACAUCAUCUACAGGUUUAACGCUGAGCCGGCCUGUUACCUGCUGGGUCCGUUCAACCCGCUGAGGACCCUUGCCAUCAAGAUCCUCAUUCACUCUUUAUUCAGUUUGUUCAUCAUGGUGACGAUUCUGACCAACUGUGCGUUCAUGACGAUGAGCGAUCCUCCAGCGUGGAGCAAGAUUGUGGAAUACGUGUUUACAUUCAUUUACACAUUCGAAGCAAUGACCAAAGUUCUGUCCAGAGGAUUCUGUGUCGGAGAUUUCACUUUCCUCAAAGACCCCUGGAACUGGCUGGAUUUCAUGGUCAUCAGCAUGGCAUACCUGACUGAAUUUGUAGAUUUGGGAAAUGUUUCUGUGUUGAGGACGUUCAGAGUUCUUCGAGCUCUGAAGACCAUCACUGUGAUCCCAGGUCUGAAGACGAUAGUCGGAGCUCUCAUGCAAUCAGUGAAGAAGCUUGGUGAUGUCAUGAUCCUGACCGUGUUCUGCCUCAGUGUCUUCGCUCUGAUUGGCCUGCAGCUCUUCAUGGGAAAUCUGCGGCAAAAAUGUGUCGUCAACCCAGCGCUGUUGCUUAGCAACCACACGUCUGACAGUGACUUAAAUAUUGGUUUCCGUGACAACAACACCCACGCCAACACUACAGGAAGUGGCGACUUUGAUUUUAAUGAACACAUCAACAAUCCAGAGAAUUACUACUUCCAGCCCGGGCAGCUUGAUGCUCUGCUGUGUGGAAACAGUUCUGAUAGCGGGGUCUGUCCGGAGGGUUACGUCUGUCUGAGAGUGGGGAGAAACCCAAACUACGGCUACACCAGCUACGACACGUUUGGUUGGGCGUUCCUGUCUCUGUUCAGACUGAUGACCCAGGACUUCUGGGAAAACCUCUUCCAUCUGACGCUGCGAUCAGCAGGUAAGACCUACAUGAUCUUCUUCGUGGUGGUCAUCUUCCUCGGCUCGUUCUACCUCAUUAACCUGAUCCUGGCCGUGGUCGCCAUGGCGUACGCUGAACAGAACGAGGCCACUCUGGCUGAGGCCAAACAGAAGGAGGAAGAGUACACUCAGCUUCUGGAGGCGCUGAAAAAGAGAGAGGAGGAGCAGGCAGCCUGCAGGGCAGCGCUCUCAGAGGAGGACCAAGAACACACUGCCAUGGAAGACUUUGAAGACGACCAGAGGCCGUGUCCUCCAUGUUGGUACACCUUUGCUGACAUCUGCCUGAAGUGGAACUGCUGUGGCUGUUGGCAGUGGCUCAAACAGUGGCUCUACACCAUUGUCAUGGACCCAUUUGUUGACCUCGGCAUCACCAUCUGUAUUGUCCUCAACACAGUUUUCAUGGCCAUGGAGCAUUAUCCAAUGACAGAGGACUUUGAGGAACUUCUGAGUGUUGGAAAUCUGGUCUUUACAGGGAUCUUCACAGCUGAGAUGGUACUCAAACUUCUGGCCAUGGACCCGUACUACUACUUCCAGGUGGGCUGGAACAUCUUCGACAGCAUCAUCGUCACCAUGAGUCUGGUGGAGCUGGGACUGGCUAACGUCCAGGGCCUGUCUGUGCUGCGCUCCUUCCGAUUGAUGCGAGUGUUUAAACUGGCCAAGUCGUGGCCGACCCUCAACAUGUUGAUUAAGAUCAUUGGAAACUCGGUGGGGGCUCUGGGAAACCUGACUCUGGUUCUGGCCAUCAUCGUCUUCAUCUUCGCCGUCGUCGGCAUGCAGUUGUUCGGGAAGAAUUACAAAGACUGCGUCUGUCGCAUCUCACUUGACUGCGAGCUUCCUCGCUGGCACAUGCACGACUUUUUCCACGCCUUCCUCAUCAUCUUCAGGGUCCUGUGUGGAGAGUGGAUCGAGACCAUGUGGGACUGCAUGGAGGUCUCAGGUCAGGCCAUGUGUCUGAUUAUCUACAUGAUGGUUCUCGUCAUUGGAAACUUGGUGGUCCUGAAUCUCUUUCUGGCCUUGUUGCUGAGCUCCUUCAGUGGUGAUAAUCUUGCGGCUCCGGAAGAUGAAGGAGAAAACAACUUGCAGAUUGCCAUAAACCGGAUCAGUAGAGCUCUGGCCUGGACAAAGACCUGGAUCCUUAAACAUAUAUGGAAUUUGAUGGGAAAGAAAACCCCAGUCAACCCAGACAACAGCGUGGUCGACAGUGAGGAAGGCGAUAGGACGACAAAGGACUUUUUGGCUUUGACCUUUUUGACCUCAGACCAGCCAGCAUCAGAGGUCAAAUCCCCUGGCUGUGACCAUGGCAACCUGACCAGCAUCUACCACAACAUUGUCUCCCUGAGGGUCCCCAUCGCCAAGGCCGAGUCCGACUUCGAGACGCCUGACAAUGAUGAUGAUGACGAUGAAGACGAUGAGGAUGAAGAGGACGAAGCUGAAAAGGACAAAGACAAGCACUCCCAAUGUGAAGAGUCGUCGGUCUGCAGCACUGUACAGAAACUUCCUGAAGGCCAGGAGGACGAAGACGAGGAAGAUCACGAUGAAAACACACCCGAGAACUGCUGGAGUGACAAGUGUUACCAGCGCUGCCCGUUCCUGGACAUAGACGUGUCCCAGGGCAGAUGGAAGGUCUGGUCUAACUUCAGGAGAACCUGUUUCUCCAUCGUAGAACACAACUACUUUGAGACCUUCAUCAUUUUCAUGAUCCUGAUGAGCAGUGGAGCUCUGGCAUUUGAGGACAUCUACCUGGAGCAACGUCGGGUCAUAAAGACGGUUCUGGAGUACGCAGACCAGGUGUUCACCUAUGUGUUCGUGGUGGAGAUGGUUCUCAAGUGGGUCGCCUAUGGAUUCAAGACUUACUUCACCAACGCCUGGUGCUGGCUCGACUUCCUCAUUGUAGACGUGUCUCUGGUGUCUCUGACUGCAAACAUCUUGGGAUACUCUGAGCUGGGAGCAAUCAAGUCUCUGAGGACUCUGAGAGCUCUGAGGCCCCUGAGGGCCCUGUCUCGCUUCGAAGGCAUGAGGGUGGUGGUGAAUGCUCUGGUCGGAGCAAUCCCAUCCAUCUUUAAUGUGCUGCUGGUGUGUCUGAUCUUCUGGCUGAUCUUCAGCAUCAUGGGAGUCAAUCUGUUUGCAGGAAAGUUUUAUUACUGUUUUAAUGAGACGUCUGAGGAAAUGUUCCAUUCCUAUGACAUCAACAAUAAGACUGAGUGUUUAGCUCUGAUGGAGGCAAACUACACUGAGGUCCGCUGGAAGAACCUGAAGGUCAACUUCGACAAUGUGGGCAUGGGCUACCUGUCGCUGUUGCAAGUGGCCACAUUUAAAGGCUGGAUGGACAUCAUGUACGCAGCAGUGGACUCCAGAGAGGUGGAGUCCCAGCCGGAGUAUGAGGUCAAUCUGUACAUGUACCUUUACUUUGUCUGCUUCAUCAUCUUCGGCUCCUUCUUCACCCUCAACCUCUUCAUCGGAGUCAUUAUCGACAACUUCAACCAGCAGAAAGCCAAGUUGGGAGGAACCGAUAUUUUCAUGACAGAAGAACAGAAGAAAUACUACAAUGCCAUGAAGAAACUGGGCUCCAAGAAACCUCAGAAACCUGUUCCACGACCUGAGAAUAAGUUCCAGGGUCUGGUCUUUGACCUGGUGACCCAACAGUUUUUCGACAUCUUCAUUAUGGUGUUGAUCUGCCUCAACAUGGUGACCAUGAUGGUGGAGACGGAUGAUCAGAGCGAGGAGAUGGAAAACAUCCUUUACUGGGCCAACCUCGUCUUCAUCAUCAUCUUCACCUCAGAGUGCACUCUGAAGCUCAUCGCGCUCCGGCACCACUACUUUGCCGUUGGCUGGAAUAUCUUCGACUUCGUGGUCGUUAUUCUGUCCAUCGUAGGCCUCCUCCUCGCUGACAUCAUAGAGAAAUAUUUUGUCUCACCCACGCUCUUCCGUGUGAUCCGAUUGGCUCGUAUUGGCCGAGUCCUUCGUCUCAUUCGUGGAGCCAAAGGAAUCCGGACUCUGCUGUUUGCUCUGAUGAUGUCUCUUCCUGCCCUGUUCAACAUUGGUCUCCUCCUCUUCCUCAUCAUGUUCAUUUUCUCCAUCUUUGGCAUGUCUAACUUUGCCUACGUGAAGAAGGAGGCCAUGAUUGAUGACAUAUUUAACUUUGAGACAUUUGGGAACAGCAUGAUCUGUCUGUUUAUGAUCACAACAUCAGCUGGAUGGGACGGUCUGCUGAAUCCCAUCAUGAACACGCCGCCGGACUGUGACCCCGACGUAGAGAACCCGGGAACGACGGUUAGAGGGAACUGUGGCACCCCAGCGUUGGGCAUCGUCUUUUUUACCACCUACAUCAUCAUGUCCUUCCUGGUGGUGGUCAACAUGUACAUCGCCAUCAUCCUGGAGAACUUCAACGUGGCCACAGAGGAGAGCGCUGACCCACUUUGUGAGGAUGACUUUGAGAUGUUUUAUGAAACCUGGGAGAAGUUCGACCCUGACGCAUCACAGUUUAUACAGUACAGUGAGUUGUCAGAUUUCUGCGACACUCUGAAGGAUCCUCUGAGGAUUUCCAAACCAAACACCAUCAAACUGAUCCAGAUGGAUCUGCCUCUUGUUCCUGGAGACAAGAUCCACUGUCUGGACAUCCUGCUCGCACUGACUGCACAAGUUUUGGGUGAUUCAGGAGCAAUGGACACUCUUAAAGCCAGCAUGGAGGAGAAGUUCAUGGCCAACAACCCUUCCAAGGUGUCGUAUGAACCAAUCAGUAGCACUCUGCGGAGGAAACAGGAAGAGGUGGCGGCGACAGUGAUCCAGAGAGCAUACAGGAAACACCUUCUGCAGCGUACGGUCAAACUGGCGUCCUAUAAAUACAGAGAGAAGACAGAGGGACGACGAGAUGAGGAAGCGCCGCCAGAGACAGAAGGACUGCUCUAUAAACGAAUCAGUCAGCUGUAUGGAGAUGGAACAGAGACAGAGGAGUCUGUCCGGGUGGAGCUUCAGAGGGACAUUCUCCUCCACGCUGCUCCUCCUCUCAACGCCCCCAACUUUCUGCGAGAUGAGAACCUAAAGGAGUCUAUUGUCUGAUAUGUUUCUCCUGUUUCUUCUUGCUUUCCUCUGCAGCAUGCAAACUCACCUGUGGAGCGUUCCUGUCGGAGGAACAGUGGACAGAUCCUGUGUUAGCUUCAGCUUCUGUAAGGACUCAGCAGAGACGACUCGAUUUACAGUUGGUCCGUUUGAUGAGCAAACGCUGCAGAUUCGGACCAGUCGAUGAGUUUUAUUAAACUGUGGGUUGAUUCUGUGCUCUUCUUCUGGCUUUGCACUUGAACAUGUUUUAUUCCUGCAUCUUAACGUUCUGUUUGUGUUGAGGUGUUCGGGGAGCUUCUAACAGAGCUCAGUCUCUGCCCAGGCUUGCUGAAACACUGUAUGUGAUAUUAAACAUUACAUAUAAACUUGAUUUAACUACCUAGGCAGGUUAUUACUAACACGUACAUAACGCAUAUUAUUAUGUUAUCAGUAAUCUGUGACAGUGGGCUAUUAUUCCCAGCCGGCUGAAUUUAACUGUUCGCAGGUGUUUAUUGUGCCACAAACCAACUAUUCUCCUUUCCGUGUCACAGACAGUGAAGUGAUAAUGUGAAGUGUGUAAUAGGCUUAUUACUUUUAAGAGAAACCACAUUGACAGCGUUGUGUUAAGAACAGACUAACUUCUCACAGUUAUUUGAAUGCUCUAGUUCACACGGCUCCAUUUUAACGUGUUUGUGAGAGAGAGAGAGAGAGGGAGCGAGCAGAGGAGCUGAGCGAAUCAAUGCGCUGCAGGCAGCUCCACAAUGACUUUGGUUUUACUCAUAUUAAAAAGUAUAUCGUUUGUGGCGGUCAGCGUUGAUAUUGUGGCAUCAAUGAAUGGGAAACAGACUGUUUUUAUGUCAUCUUAGUUCUGAUUAGUGUUGUCAUUUCAGGUUUCUCCUGCCCUGCAGUGACUCCUCCCUUUUCCCCGUUAUUCCCUUUAACCUGACUUCCCCCACCUACCUGCACACCUGUUGCCACUUUUCCCAUCAACCCUGCAGUAUACAUACGGCCCAUUCCCAUUCAUUAUAUGCCAGGUUGUCUGUUGUGCUCUCACUUCAGCUUUCUAGUCAUCAGUUCUGCCUGCCGGACUGCUGGACCCCUUUUAAGUAAAUGUGCCAGUUUUAGUCCAUCUGCCUGGUUUUGACUUUUGCCGGCUUUUAGACCGCAAGCAAACGUGAACUUUGACUCACCCUGUUAUGCAUGUGGGUUCAGACCUGUUUCUCUGUCUUUGAGAAUUAAACAGCGAAGGUUUUGUUUUCUGCUCUGGUUUGUUUCGUGUGAAUGCUAAACAACAGCGGACACAGGUCAGGAGGAGCUUCAGUGGUUAUUGACAAAGCAGACAGCCAAUGAGAGGGCAGCGCCUGAACAGAUGAGGUCUGGUUAAAGAUAAUGUUUUUAAUAACCCGUGACCUUUUGUGAACUUGUCUUUGUUGAUUCUGAUUGGUCAGUUCUGCUGCAGAUGGUUUUACAGGAGCUCAGGGCAACAGGGAAACAUGAGUCAGACGUUACACAGCUGUGACGAUGAGGUGAGGCUUUACAUAGAUCCACCGCAGGUUCAGUUUGGUCCUGAUGAAGCUACCGGUGACUGACAGUGAACUCGUCCAAUCAGAACAAGCUGUAACCAUAGCCAUGGUCCGCUGAGAGGGCUGUGGGGAGACCGAUCCAGCUGCAGUCCACAGCAGCAGCUUCCGCAUCUCCGCUCAAGUUCAAUAAUAAAGUCGCACCAAUGAAAGCACCAGCAGGGCUGCAGUAUCAUUCGAUUAUCUGACAGUGAUGGAGGGUCAGACUGUGUUUUGGGUUCAAAGCCCUGAGCGGAGAUCUCGACGUCAUCACUGCGUCAGACAUGUUUCCUGAGAUCAAAUCAGCUGACAGGUGACACAGCAGACAUGAGUUGGUUGGUGAACAUGACUACUGAUUAGAAUGAAGUCAAAGUAACCCAUGUGGAUACACAGACCUACACUAACACUGUACUGAUGACAUGAACAUUAUCGUGCAGACAGGCAAACGUCUUCAGAGAGAUUUGGAUUCGCUGGCUGUAACAGAACUUGAUGUCCUCAGAGAAACUAUCAUGGUACUGAAGCUGCAAAGAUCACUUUAUUAAAAAUCACCUAAAGAGCCGUAUGAGGGGAAAAGUUAGUGAGAUCCAGGCAACAUAAAUAGAUUCACAGCCUAUAAUUCACAAUGACACAGGAAGCUGACAGCUGUGCUGAUUUAACACAAUAUUAGUAAAUGUGUUUGUAAAUGUUUUUGAUUAACAUUAAAUGUGUGUUUCAUUACAGAAAACUGAUCAUUAAUGAUUAUCUGCAGCUCUCUCUUCCUCCCCAGGCAUUUGCUGCAUUCUUUCUUUCUUAAUGUCUAUAUUAUUUCAUGUGUUUUUGUAUGAAGUAUGGUAUAUCAGUAUUCUAUAAUACUCUCUGUGUACAUUCUAGCAUUAAUCUUUGUUCAGCAGAAACAUCCGUUGUUUUUCAUCUUUGAUUCUGUAAGAGAUUCCGUUUGUCAAACUGUGACUUAUUGCAAAGAAACAAUCUCUUCACAUGAUUGGUGGAUGAGUGUCCGAGUCAUCAGCCUGCUAUUGGUUGACUGUAAAUGUUUGAAGAUGAUGAAUAACAGAUGUGACCUGCAGUAAAAACAAAGCCAUUAAAGAUUCAAACUGUCCUUAAA
Messenger RNA from Micropterus salmoides (largemouth bass), 8153 nucleotides. RefSeq names its product sodium channel, voltage-gated, type IV, alpha, b (gene scn4ab). The record is from RefSeq and is a predicted model, not a curated record. Gene Ontology annotation, cellular component: axon; plasma membrane; voltage-gated sodium channel complex. Gene Ontology annotation, molecular function: calcium ion binding; voltage-gated sodium channel activity; protein binding. The coding region runs from base 87 to 5513 and encodes 1808 amino acids. The transcript has 31 exons. NCBI's taxonomy places the organism in Eukaryota, Metazoa, Chordata, Actinopteri, Centrarchiformes, Centrarchidae. Gene Ontology annotation, biological process: membrane depolarization during action potential; sodium ion transmembrane transport; neuronal action potential.